This is a messenger RNA of Kickxella alabastrina, 321 nucleotides long. RefSeq lists its product as uncharacterized. The coding region runs from base 82 to 300 and encodes 72 amino acids. The transcript has a single exon. Lineage: Eukaryota; Fungi; Kickxellomycota; Kickxellomycetes; Kickxellales; Kickxellaceae. The record is from RefSeq and is a predicted model, not a curated record.
UUGGCCGUCGAAGUAGGCUUAAUGGUGGAGUACUUAUGUGUAGUUGAGGUUGUCUUGGGCUUGAUCGUCGAAGUGGGCUUAAUGGUGGAGUACUUUGAGCUCAGGGUCGUCUUGGGCUUGGCCGUCAAAGUAGGCUUAAUGGUGGAGUACUUAUGUGUAGUUGAGGUUGUCUUGGGCUUGAUCGUGGAAGUGGGCUUAAUGGUGGAGUACUUUGAGCUCAGGGUCGUCUUGGGCUUGGCCGUCAAAGUAGGCUUAAUGGUGGAGUACUUUGGGGUGGUUGAGGUUGGCGUGGUGGGGUAAGUCGAAAGUGUGGAGGUAGCU